This is a messenger RNA of Pongo pygmaeus (Bornean orangutan), 6156 nucleotides long. RefSeq names its product dynactin subunit 1 (gene DCTN1). Bases 2054 to 5815 code for a protein of 1253 amino acids. Lineage: Eukaryota; Metazoa; Chordata; Mammalia; Primates; Hominidae. Gene Ontology annotation, biological process: establishment of mitotic spindle orientation; nuclear migration. The record is from RefSeq and is a predicted model, not a curated record. The transcript is spliced from 28 exons. Gene Ontology annotation, cellular component: kinetochore; microtubule associated complex; spindle pole.
UAUGUCUGUGGUAAUGGUGAGGGGUAGUAGAAAGCACAGAGGGCUCUGGGUCAGGUUGUUUCCAGUUUUGGCUCUACUCCUCACAGUCUGUGUAUCUUCAGGGAAGUUGCUCAGUUCUCAAAGACUCAGUUGCCUUGUCAGCAUCAUCCCUGGCCAACCUCUCAAUGGGGUUAUUGUAAUGUCUAUAUAUGAUGACAUUGUUCUUAGCUAACUUUUAUUUAGCACUUAUUAAAUACCAGGCGGUGUCCUGGAUGCUUUGUGUGGAUUAUCUCAGCUAAUCCUCACGAUACCUCUCUGAGAUAUGUUCUUUGUUACUUUCCUGUGACAGAUGAGGAAAUUGAGGCAUAGAGAUGUUAAGUAACUAGACCAAGUUUAUGUAUCUACCAAGUGGUAAAGCCAGGAAAGUAGCCAGAGUCUAGAACCAGUACUCAACCAUGGUUCUAUAAAAUGUCUUUUUUUAAGGUGUCUAUAGACUGUAAAGUGCCCCGAACAUGUGAGGUCCAGGCUGCAAAGAUGUGCCUGGCCCUGCCCACCCGUGUAACGGUGAAUAGGGAAAGGAGGGGGCGACAUGGAGAUUUUGCAGGGAGGAGAGAGAUGGUUUCCUAGGGGGUCUGGCCAGGACUGAAGAUAUGGAAUUGUGUUUUGGGGCCAUAUUUCUGAAUGUUGGCUAUCAUUCUACUGUUGGGCUACCUGGCCUAUCUUAAGAGGGUAGAGUGGGGUAAAGUCACUGUUCUGCCAGUGAAGUAAGCCCAGUGCAGAAAAGACAGGCGUCCCUAGGCCCAAGGGAACUAGAUCCAUACCAUACUCAGUGGAGCCAUAGGUCAGACCCCAGGCCAACCUUGUUGGCUGUGUAGGGGCAGGAACCCUGGUCUUUUGGUUCCUAGCCCAUGAUAGAUGGGCCAGUGAAUGAAAGCAGUAUGGUUACAUAGUCCCUUGGAGACCUCUCAUUAGAAUGCAUAAUCUUCUUAAAUUAAAGAAUUCUAAUUAUAAAAGUAAUACAUGGUUAUUGAAGAAUUUUUGUGAAAUACAGAAGCGUAGAAAAUAAACCAUGUCAUUGGGUCUGAGAUGCUAGGAGGCAAGGCCAAGAGUACAAGGGGCAGAUGACUGAGGUGGACUGGGCCUUGUGCUACAAGAAGAAAGAAGGGCUCUCUGCUUUUGACUACUGCCUUUAGUAAUCCAGUUGAGUCUGAUACUCUUGGGUUUUACAACCUGGCCCCUUAUAACAACCAUAAAGGUGAAGGGUGACUAUGGCAACCUUUGCCAGCCUUGUGGGAGGGGGCUAGCGUACUUGGCUUGCUUUGCUAUGUGUGUGAAGUUGCCUCCAUUACUGCCCUUCCCUUGCUGCCUAUUGGGCAGGGCCUGCCUCCUCUGGCUCAGUGUGAGAUUGAAAGCUAGGCCCUAAUCACAUGAAUUUGGACCCUGAGUCCAGAGUUUAGAGAGAGGGGGGAGAAAGAAGAGCACCAGAAAGGUAGACGAGAGACCGUUAUUUUGGCUGUGUUGGAGGCCCUAGGUAGCUGAUCACUUUGAAGUGUCACUUGAUGCUUAUGGGCCUGCUGAGGCCUUACAUCCUGGGGGAGAGGGGAACAGUGAUGAUGAGUGGGUACAGACUAGGAGGACCUGUCAAGACUGCUUCCAGCCCUAGGACAGUGUACUCGAGAGUUGAGUGCUGAGGGUCUGUGGCGUAGACCCAGCCCUUAGUUCCUGGCCCAGGUGAAGCAGGGGGGCACUAGGACCCAGAGGCUAGCACGGUUCCUGACAAGUCUAGAGCAGCACUAGCGCAGAGUGAGACUCAUCAGCUGGCAAGCAGGAUUCUGUGUCUCUGGGUUCAGGAAUCCUCAGGCAGCAGAGGGGACUUGCUCCUUAGCCCCCAUCACUGCCCCCACCCCUACCCGUGUAGGCCACCGAGUGAGGCCCAUGGACUGGGGAGGGCUGUGCCUGACGACUCCUGUGUCCCUCUAUGAGGGCCCAGCGCCCUGACCCUUCUGCAUAGGUUUCUACCUUUUCUCUCUGUCUUUGGCCAGCUGGGGGAGGGGGUAGAGGCCGGGUGAGCAACAUGGCACAGAGCAAGAGGCACGUGUACAGCCGGACGCCCAGCAGCAGCAGGAUGAGUGCGGAGGCAAGCGCCCGGCCUCUGCGGGUGGGCUCCCGUGUAGAGGUGAUUGGAAAAGGCCACCGAGGCACUGUGGCCUAUGUUGGAGCCACACUCUUUGCCACUGGCAAAUGGGUAGGCGUGAUUCUGGAUGAAGCAAAGGGCAAAAAUGAUGGAACUGUUCAAGGCAGGAAGUACUUCACUUGUGAUGAAGGGCAUGGCAUCUUUGUGCGCCAGUCCCAGAUCCAGGUAUUUGAAGAUGGAGCAGAUACUACUUCCCCAGAGACACCUGAUUCUUCUGCUUCAAAAGUCCUCAAAAGAGAGGGAACUGAUACAACUGCAAAGACUAGCAAACUGCCCACCCGCCCAGCCAGUACUGGGGUGGCUGGGGCCAGUAGCUCCCUGGGCCCCUCUGGCUCAGCGUCAGCAGGUGAGCUGAGCAGCAGUGAGCCCAGCACCCCGGCUCAGACUCCGCUGGCAGCACCCAUCAUCCCCACGCCGGUCCUCACCUCUCCUGGAGCAGUCCCCCCGCUUCCUUCCCCAUCCAAGGAGGAGGAGGGACUAAGGGCUCAGGUGCGGGACCUGGAGGAGAAACUAGAGACCCUGAGACUGAAACGGGCAGAAGACAAAGCAAAGCUAAAAGAGCUGGAGAAACACAAAAUCCAGCUGGAGCAGGUGCAGGAAUGGAAGAGCAAAAUGCAGGAGCAGCAGGCCGACCUGCAGCGGCGCCUCAAGGAGGCGAGAAAGGAAGCCAAGGAGGCGCUGGAGGCAAAGGAACGCUAUAUGGAGGAGAUGGCUGAUACUGCUGAUGCCAUUGAGAUGGCCACUUUGGACAAGGAGAUGGCUGAAGAGCGGGCUGAGUCCCUGCAGCAGGAGGUGGAGGCACUGAAGGAGCGGGUGGACGAGCUCACUACUGACUUAGAGAUCCUCAAGGCUGAGAUUGAAGAGAAGGGCUCAGAUGGCGCUGCAUCCAGUUAUCAGCUCAAGCAGCUUGAGGAGCAGAAUGCCCGCCUGAAGGAUGCCCUGGUGAGGAUGCGGGAUCUUUCUUCCUCAGAGAAGCAGGAGCAUGUGAAGCUCCAGAAGCUCAUGGAAAAGAAGAACCAAGAGCUGGAAGUUGUGAGGCAACAGCGGGAGCGUCUGCAGGAGGAGCUCAGCCAGGCAGAGAGCACCAUUGAUGAGCUCAAGGAGCAGGUGGAUGCUGCUCUGGGUGCUGAGGAGAUGGUGGAGAUGCUGACAGAUCGGAACCUGAAUCUGGAAGAGAAAGUGCGCGAGUUGAGGGAAACUGUGGGAGACUUGGAAGCGAUGAAUGAGAUGAACGAUGAGCUGCAGGAGAAUGCACGUGAGACAGAACUGGAGCUGCGGGAGCAGCUGGACAUGGCUGGCGCGCGGGUUCGUGAGGCCCAGAAGCGUGUGGAGGCAGCCCAGGAGACGGUUGCAGACUACCAGCAGACCAUCAAGAAGUACCGCCAGCUGACCGCCCAUCUACAGGAUGUGAAUCGGGAACUGACAAACCAGCAGGAAGCAUCUGUGGAGAGGCAACAGCAGCCACCUCCAGAGACCUUUGACUUCAAAAUCAAGUUUGCUGAGACUAAGGCCCAUGCCAAGGCAAUUGAGAUGGAAUUGAGGCAGAUGGAGGUGGCCCAGGCCAACCGACACAUGUCCCUGCUGACAGCCUUCAUGCCUGACAGCUUCCUUCGGCCAGGCGGGGACCAUGACUGCGUUCUAGUGCUGCUGCUCAUGCCUCGUCUCAUUUGCAAGGCAGAGCUGAUCCGGAAGCAGGCCCAGGAGAAGUUUGAACUAAGUGAGAACUGUUCAGAGCGGCCUGGGCUGCGAGGAGCUGCUGGGGAGCAACUCAGCUUUGCUGCUGGACUGGUGUACUCGCUGAGCCUGCUGCAGGCCACGCUACACCGCUAUGAGCAUGCCCUCUGUCAGUGCAGUGUGGAUGUGUAUAAGAAAGUGGGCAGCCUCUACCCUGAGAUGAGUGCCCAUGAGCGCUCCUUGGAUUUCCUCAUUGAACUGCUGCACAAGGAUCAGCUGGAUGAGACUGUCAAUGUGGAGCCUCUCACCAAGGCCAUCAAGUACUAUCAGCAUCUGUACAGCAUCCACCUUGCCGAACAGCCUGAGGACUGUACUAUGCAGCUGGCUGACCACAUUAAGUUCACGCAGAGUGCUCUGGACUGCAUGAGUGUGGAGGUAGGACGGCUGCGUGCCUUCUUGCAGGGUGGGCAGGAGGCUACAGAUAUUGCCCUCCUGCUCCGGGAUCUGGAAACUUCAUGCAGUGACAUCCGCCAGUUCUGCAAGAAGAUCCGAAGGCGAAUGCCAGGGACAGAUGCUCCUGGGAUCCCAGCUGCACUGGCCUUUGGACCACAGGUAUCUGACACGCUCCUAGACUGCAGGAAACACUUGACGUGGGUCGUGGCUGUGCUGCAGGAGGUGGCAGCUGCUGCUGCCCAGCUCAUUGCCCCGCUGGCAGAGAAUGAGGGGCUACCUGUGGCUGCCCUGGAGGAACUGGCUUUCAAAGCAAGCGAGCAGAUCUAUGGGACCCCGUCCAGCAGCCCCUAUGAGUGUCUGCGCCAGUCAUGCAACAUCCUCAUCAGUACCAUGAACAAGCUGGCCACAGCCAUGCAGGAGGGGGAGUAUGAUGCAGAGCGGCCCCCCAGCAAGCCUCCACCAGUUGAGUUGCGGGCUGCUGCCCUUCGUGCAGAGAUCACAGAUGCUGAAGGCCUGGGUUUGAAGCUCGAAGAUCGAGAGACAGUUAUUAAGGAGUUGAAGAAGUCACUCAAGAUUAAGGGAGAGGAGCUAAGUGAGGCCAAUGUGCGGCUGAGCCUCCUGGAGAAGAAGUUGGACAGUGCUGCCAAGGAUGCAGAUGAGCGCAUCGAGAAAGUCCAGACUCGGCUGGAGGAGACCCAGGCACUGCUGCGAAAGAAGGAGAAAGAGUUUGAGGAGACAAUGGAUGCACUCCAGGCUGACAUCGACCAGCUGGAGGCAGAGAAGGCAGAACUAAAGCAGCGGCUGAACAGCCAGUCCAAGCGCACGAUUGAGGGGCUCCGGGGCCCUCCUCCUUCAGGCAUUGCUACUCUGGUCUCUGGCAUUGCUGGUGGAGCCGUCCCUGGGCAGGCUCCAGGGUCUGUGCCAGGCCCAGGGCUGGUGAAGGACUCACCACUGCUGCUUCAGCAGAUCUCUGCCAUGAGGCUGCACAUCUCCCAGCUCCAGCAUGAGAACAGCAUCCUCAAGGGAGCCCAGAUGAAGGCAUCCUUGGCAUCCCUGCCCCCUCUGCAUGUUGCAAAGCUAUCCCAUGAGGGCCCUGGCAGUGAGUUACCAGCUGGAGCGCUGUAUCGUAAGACCAGCCAGUUGCUGGAGACAUUGAAUCAAUUGAGCACACACACGCACGUAGUAGACAUCACUCGCACCAGCCCUGCUGCCAAGAGCCCGUCAGCCCAACUUAUGGAGCAAGUGGCUCAGCUUAAGUCCCUGAGUGACACCAUCGAGAAGCUCAAGGAUGAGGUCCUCAAGGAGACAGUAUCUCAGCGCCCUGGAGCCACAGUACCCACUGACUUUGCCACCUUCCCUUCAUCAGCCUUCCUCAGGGCCAAGGAGGAGCAGCAGGAUGACACAGUCUACAUGGGCAAAGUGACCUUCUCGUGUGCGGCUGGUCUUGGACAGCGACACCGGCUGGUGCUGACCCAGGAGCAGCUGCACCAGCUUCACAGUCGCCUCAUCUCCUAAGCACUCCUUUCCCCUGCUGUCCCCUUCGACCCUCAGCCCUCUGGUGCCGCUCUGCCCGAUGCACAGCCACCUCAGCCAGCCCCCAGGUAGAAACGUGGGUUAAGCUCUUCCUGCCCCGUUCAGCUUCACUCCCACCCUUUCAGCGUCCUGCCCCUUCACCUUGACCCGGGUUCUCCCACUCCCGUUCCCUGGCCUCUGCCAUAAUUUGUUGUUCAACUGCUCCCUCCUUCCUGAGGGGCCUCAGGGCUUGUGGGGGGUAGGCUGAGACCCCACCACCAAAGGUUAAGUGAGGUCCCCUUGAUUGAGGACUUCACCCCUUGAUUAAAGCAACUUCUGCUUCA